AGCCUUCUCCAUUCAACUCCUUCACAGAUUAUCGCUACAUUUCUCUUCCUGGCAGCGGUUCUCGCGUCAGUCAUUUGCCGUCAACGUCUUCGUCCUCUCCCUACGCUGUUGCUGCGCACCGCGGUAUUUGAAGGCAACUAAACUAGCAUCUUUAGUCAACAUCCUGCCGUUUUCAGCGUCUUCACCAGCGUCUGACAAGGCUACAGCGAAGCCUCAAGAAAACGACGUACUUUAGUAGCAACUCCACCCUUCCUCACUACCACCACGACCCACGUAGCUUUUCUCUCUCCCACACACAUACACGCACACGCCUCGUUCUGUGCCCCUGUUCGUUGUUGUUAGAGUAGCAGCACGGCCGAUAUUUGCGAAGCCCGUAGAGGGCCGAAGGAGCAUUAAAGCACACGCGCACACUAUGGCCUCUUCAGCACCCAGGUCCGCCACGCCGGUCUCCUCGGACGAGAAGUGGGAUCACUCGUUGGAAAACCUGAUCCGCAAGUCAACCAUUGGUUUUGCUGUUGGUAUUCUGCCUGGCCUGCUACUCGCCCGCUCGGCGGCGGCGCGUAGUGCCAUCAUCACACUCUGCACGGGUGUGGGCAGCGGCAUCGCGUACGGAGAGGCGCGCUAUCUGUUUGACUACGAUAUAAUGUUUGACAAGCGUCAUCUGAUCCAGUUGCAGAUCGGCAGUCAAGGGGAGCAGAAGGUUGAGUGA
Messenger RNA from Leptomonas pyrrhocoris, 709 nucleotides. RefSeq lists its product as hypothetical. Gene Ontology annotation, cellular component: MICOS complex; mitochondrial inner membrane; mitochondrion. Lineage: Eukaryota; Euglenozoa; Kinetoplastea; Trypanosomatida; Trypanosomatidae. The record is from RefSeq and is a predicted model, not a curated record. The transcript has a single exon. Bases 413 to 709 code for a protein of 98 amino acids.